Molecule: messenger RNA, 6667 nt
Organism: Manduca sexta (tobacco hornworm)
Lineage: Eukaryota; Metazoa; Arthropoda; Insecta; Lepidoptera; Sphingidae
Product: large proline-rich protein BAG6
Exons: 23
Coding region: 371-4321 (1316 amino acids)
Cellular component (GO): BAT3 complex
Molecular function (GO): misfolded protein binding; polyubiquitin modification-dependent protein binding
Source: RefSeq, a predicted model, not a curated record
CAUAGAUUAUUAAUAAACUUCUGUGACAUGCGUGCUGGCUGCCGAUGAGUUAUUGAUUUGGGUGGUGGCUGAGUGGCUAAAUGUACUGCCUAGGUCUUUUCCAAAAUGGUCGAGAUGAAGAGUCGAUAGCUCCGACGGAAAAAAUCGAAAUAGUGGUUUCUUGAAGUGAAUUGUACGAAAACCUUAUUUAUUUUUAUCUGUGGUUUCAUUAAUUUGUGACAACACUGUUUUUUAUUCGUUGUCACCAGAAAAAGAAUGUUCCGAUCCGAUUUUAUAUUCACUUGAAUCUUCAUUUAUACCUUCAAAAAACCCUUUAGGCGCACGCGUCAAUAAAUCUACUUUGUAGGGCGUUAAGUAGUACCCAGUGAAAAUGAUUGAGUUUACGAUAAAGACUUUGGAUUCCACCAACCACGAGUUUUCCGUGGAUGAUGAGAUGACUGUCGAAGAGCUGAAGACACAUGUCCUAGAAAAGAUGGACAUUCAGAUAGAUUUGCAGCGUCUCAUCUUUUGCGGAAGAGUAAUGCAGGAUGACCAGAAAUUAAAAGAUUACGAUAUAAAUGGCAAGGUGAUACAUCUUGUCCAACGCGCACCUCCGGAUGCUCGAAAUUCAGGGAUGUCCUCAUCAUCGGGGUCGAAUAACACGGGCAACCGUACCGAGACGAGCGCUCGGUCCGAACAACACGAUCGCCAUGAACGCCAGGAUCGCCACGAUCAUGACAGCCAGAACCGACCUGAGCGUCAGUCGGCAGCGUCUAAUCCAGCGAUGCAGCAACAAAUCCGACGCCUUAUGGCGCUCACUCCUGAGUACCUGUAUGCGCCACCGCAGCCCUCGGUAGUGACAGCCACCACAAGCCGCUUGGAGUUUAUACGACGCGUUAUUGUGGAUAUCAAGGUUGCACUCGCACAGCUCAGGGCUCAAGUCAACGACGAGGAAAAUUCUGGUGCACCAGCUAGCAGUGGAGCCCCAAUAGAGCCUAUGGAUAAUGAGCCUACCCCUGGUGCAACACAAGAGCCUGAACCAAUUUUAGACGAAAAUGGCGACGAAGUGGCGGAUCACCUCACUCGGGCCCAAAAUGCGCGUCGCAGGAGCUACAGAGCCAUACGUGCGCUGCGUGCGCGCCAGGCCAGACCACGCGACUUGGCGCAGCUUGUUGAGGAACUGGACGCUUUACAUGAGCAGUUCACGCCAUUCCGAACCACCUAUAUACGGCUCUUGAGAGCUGCCAAUGACCCGGAGCCACCACAGUACACUGACGAAGAGCGCGAACAGAAUCAACUCAUUGUUGACGUGGCCGGCGAUUUGAUGCACAGUUUCUCGCAUGCAUAUCAUGCUGUAAGUGAUAUCAAUUUCCAAGUUGGACAAUCCAAUCCGCGUCUGACUGCUGACAACGCAGUAUUACGUCACCCUAUCCCCAUGCAGGCACACAUUAAUGUGGUUCAGUCUGGCGGUAACCGUCGCCCCGCACAACAGCAGAGUAACAAUGACGGCGCAGCUAAUGGCGCUUCUGUAAGGUCAUCUGGAACCGAGGCCAGUGGAAAUACUGCGAACACUGGGGAAAAUCAACAAUCGAACCGUAGUGCUUCGGUUCCUUCAGCUGGUAGGAAUGCUACCCAACCGACUGUCAAUAUAAACAUACAGCCCGACCCCAUUACGUAUCAAGUAGAGAUAGAGACCAGGGUACCUAUUGCGUUUCCCAUAGAGAAUGCGCUGUUUAGCGGGUUGAAUAAUGCUGCAAAUGCCAACAAUUUGCAGCCAACUGAGCAAAAUCAACAGAACCCAUCUCCAAAUCAAGGUGGCGCUACACAGGGUCAAGCCAAUCGGCGUCAAGUACUUUUCGAUUUUGAGAACGUAUUCAGAGGCCUUGGUCAGGGGGUUGGUAUGGGAGGUGUUGAAGUUGUAAUGAGUAUGGAGGAGAUCAUGGGUGGCACCGGAGGCAACGCUGCGAACCUUCAGCCCACCGCUGCUGUAGGGGUACAGAGCACAGACGGCGGAGGUAAUGCCCCUCAGCCUAUCUUCGGACGAAAUAUAUACCUGGCUCCGAUGCCAUGGGCCGGUCCGCCAAGUGCUGAAUUUCUGCAGAACAUCGUGACUUCAGUUCUACGUCAGGGUAUUUUGCCUGGCGUAGAAGGUGUAGCACUUCACGUGCCUGGCCUAGCCCAAGCGAUCCAAAGCCAACUCCAGGCCCAGCUUAAUAAUUCUGGACAAGCCAACAAUGCAAGCCAAGCCGCCAAUACGGGCCAAGCCGCCAAUACAGGCCAAGCUGCGAAUGCAAGUCAAGGUGGAAAUGCAGCCCAAAACGCUAACGCUGGCCAGGCCGCCAACACAGCUCAAACCGCUAACGCAAGCCAAGCUGCCGGUACAGGUCAAGCUGCAAAUGCUACUCGAAAUGCAACUGUUAACCAAGCGGCCAAUGGACGCCAAAAUGCCAGUGCAGGUCAGGCUGUAAAUGGAGAACGAGUCGCGAAUGCAGGGCAAACUGCCAAUACAGGCAAUGCUGCCAAUUCGCAGGGUGCAUCCCAGCAACAUGCACGUACGAAUUCAUCUACCACUCCAGGCCAGAACCAAAGCCAAGGCCAAAAUCAACAAAGGCAACAAUCGAACCUUCCUCGUACGGCUGCCUCACGUGGGCAGAACUUCUCGAUGGCUGACUUCUUAAUAUAUGAUCGUUUCCUGCAUUGUGACAGUGUCCACGCAGGGCGUCGCCUGCAACGCCGCAGAGAACAACAACAGAAUCAGACUGUUGCCCAGGAGCGCAUGCGCAUUGACAGAGCGGCUGCAGUGGACAUUUCUGCGUUGCGAUUCCGCAAUACUAACAUGACACAGGACUUCAUAAACGUAAUGGUUGAACUGCUACACGCCGAGCCAUCGCCUGAGAGCUGGUACAACGCGCUGAUGGUUGCUGUUGCCCGCAACUUGUUUUUACCGGAAAGUGUUCAAAUGCUCGCCGGUGAACCGGCACUCGUUCCUACUGAGUUCGAAGCUCUACGUCUACAACUGCGCAGUUAUAUCCAAGACCUAUUGAACCGCUGUGGACCUAUUAACGGCGAGAACGUUUUUGAGGAGAUCGCAGAGUUUCUCGUGCAAGAACAUACCUCGUUCUUAAACAACAUGCGCAACCUAACCCCGAUGGUGUCGGAUGUGGACGUGAUAGGCUCUGUGCGUAUGCUGGUGCGGUCGCGCCUGCCAACGGUCAUCGCAUCCGUGAUGUCCGACUUGUCCGGGGAGGCGUUCGCGACGCGCUUCUACGGUAUAUUCUCGCGGUUCUUCAGUGACACGUGCGCGCUGAUCACACUGUGCUGCCGUGACGGAGUUAUGGGCCUGCGUGUCAUCUACACCGCUUAUAUUGAAGAUAUUCUGCAAGAUUUUGAACCAGCUGUACAUGAUAUGCUGUUGACAAUCAGCAUUGACAACUUGAACGGUUUGAUACCCAAUCUGCGUGUCCACACCAAUAAUGUCCGCCAGUUUAUGCAGUUCAGGACUCGACCCGCGCCCGCGUCACAGCCGCAGCCUACUAGCAAUUCGCAGCCGCAGCGGCGGUCGAGCGCGCUGGGACAGUCACCGCCGACGCGCGACGAGCCGAUGCAGUCCUCGCCGCAGACCAUUCACCUGGAGGCUGAGCGCGACGAGAACGUGGAUUCCUACCAACUGGAAAUGCCGAACUUGAUCAUGAUGCCGCCGCUUGUGGCCCUGCCCACCAUGCCGGUGAUUCCUACGCUGCCGCACCUACCGAUGCAGGCCACCGCGCCCGCGCGCGCCUCCACCUCAGCCAACAUCGCGUCCGUCAAUGCGGCCCAGUCGCCCGCGACUCCUUCCAACGCGAGCCGAUCUCUUUCAAGGGCGGCAAAACCCACAAAACCGGACAUGACAACAACGCCACGGAACACGACAGAGCCGCCUUCGAAUAUACAACUAGUUUCCCCGAUGAUGAUACUGCAGCACUGGGGCGAGGACUGGGUGCCGGUGUUCACGCGCGACCAGCAGUCUCAGCGCGACGAGCCAGCUGAACCUUACAGUGAUGGGUAUCUCACGGGCAUGCCUUCAAGGAAACGACGAUGCGUUCGACAGGCCCGACCGCCGACUACGCUCGACGGCUUCAUGAACGAGAGCGUUCGUGAAGCUGCCGACCGACCUACGACGAUGGAUAACAGCGCGAUCCGGACCGCGUUCAGAGAGCACAUGCGCAACAUGGCCCGAAAUCGCGCUUCUAACUCCGACGAUUACGACCCCAGGCGUUAUGCAUCCGCCGCCAGAUUCCUAAAUUCCUCCCGAUCUGGAAAACAACCACAGCCAGAAAGCAGUAGUGAAAGCAAGGACAAGUGAAAAUACACAAGACAUUGGUUCAAGCUUUACUACUUUGGUAUCAUAGUGAUAUUUAACCAAUGAUUGGUUUGUGUAAUCAAUGUGCUCAUAUAUAAUAGACUAUUUUAUUCUAUCAUCAAUGUUAAUUAGGAGUGAUAAACGAUAAUUGUAAUAGUAGCCAGAUUUUCUUUCAAUUGUUUAUAUUGGGUAAAUAAUAAUUGAAUUGAUUUAUUAUUUGUACUGAUAAAUACACAUUAAUUAGUUAUUUAUUGAAAAUAAUUAAGCAUUCGAUUCGCGACUUCAUAAUAAAUUUAUUUUAUUUCAACAUUAAUGUGAAAGCUGUUUACGUUCUUAAAGUUCUUUGUUCUUUAUGUAUUGAAGUUAAAGAAUAUUUACUUAACUUUGGAAUAUGUAUCACUAUAUUUAAAAUAAAUAUUUUUCAACAGGACAAUUUUACUGCUUUUUCGAUUUAAUAAGUAAUAAUAGUAUUUGUCUUAUCUCCACGUAUUAUGUGUCGUAGAUUAAUUCGAUUCUGAAUGUGGGCGUAGCUAGAGACAGUUUAUCAAUGGUAAUUAUUAAUAUUAUUUUAAGAUAAUUCACUAAAAUUAAUCGCGUAGUCUUAGGACAGGCUGUCAUUAGGAUGGUUAUAUUAUUCAAGGUAGUUAUAAAUUCACAUAUAUAAUUUGUAAUCACAAUUCCCGGUUUUAGUAGAAUUAAAUAUUCUGCACCGAAUCUAAUCGGUUAAAGAUCUCCCGUAAUCACUAUACGUGUCCAGUUUAUGCGCAUUCACGUAUUUAGUCUUAAAAAAAAAUACCUAAGGCUGGCAAAGCACACGCGUUCAACUGUUAAAAUCGGUCACAUGGUACUCUCAGCUGCCUUUAAUGUUAGACGAUAACGCGGCUGGCUUAUUGCUUAUAACUUAUAAAAUAACUACUUAGCCUGUGAUCUUUAUUACGUGUAGCAGCCGAUUGAAUUAGCGUAGAAUGCGCGAAUCGUUCGCACCAAUUCUUGCCCAUAGCUCUGGAGCCUUUUAAACAGGCGCCUGCGCAGCACAUUCGUCAGAUGUGUACGCACCAAUUAUAUUAUCAUUAUUUUUAAAGUUUGAAAAUAAUCUGACAUUAUAUAGUUUUAAUAAAGUGAAAUUAAUUUUGAGCGUGACAUGCCUUUACGUGAAACUCAAGCAUAGGGAAAAUGCAAUGAUAACUCGUGACCUCGUAUCACUGUAUUUGUGAAAAUGUAACAAUUUGGCAUAAACGCUUUAAAAUCCGUUAUUUUAGGAUUUCAUUGGCCAAAUUCCACGUAAUGUUCGAUCGUGCUUUUCCUGUUGCUUGCUAGCCUGACGCAAUCACUAUCUAACAACAAUACCGGACUCCGAUUAAUACCAAAGAAUUGCGUACGACCCGCAUUCAAAUUUCUUUUUUUAUCUCUUCCAAUAUCGUAGAAAUUUUAAAGCCGAGAUGCAAGAUGGAUAUAAUAAAGCGGCAUAUUUUUGAGAAAAUUAAUUAAAUUUAUAAGAUAUCAUGAUAUCAGCCAGUUCAUCAAAGUAUUUUUUUCACUUUUUGUUGGAUUUAUUCAACGAUAAAAAAUAAUUCAUAUUUGAUUUGGACAUUUUGGAUAGACAUUUAAUAUAUUCUGUUAUUGAGUACUUAUAGGCAGGAGUUAAAGGUCAAUCCAACUUAAUUGAAACUAAUUCUGUAACCGAUUAGACACUAAACAUAACAGUAAAUGUAUACAAUUUUAACAUUUCAGUAGAAUUCAACUUUUUUAAGGACUAUGUGUGAUGAUUGUAAAAACUAUUCUAAGCGGGGGGUUCUAGAAAACUAUAUCUAUCUUAUACUAAUAUCGAUUAGAUUAACUUCAGCCAUCGAUAUGUUAACCGUUCGUAAAAGCUCAAUCGAAGGUACCUACAGUUUACGGUAGACUCUUUAUGUAGUCAUAUACAGCAUAGUUUUUAAGGUGUGCGGAAAUUUUAACAUCCUGAUUAAUACCCGAUACCAAUUACGCUGUUAUCGCUUGAUUGUUGUAUUGGUGUUCCGAAUAUCAAUAAUAGGCAUUAUUAAAAGUUAACUCUUAAAACAAGGCGUUAAAUAUAACCAUAUAGGCGCUGCACGCCUUGUUUUAAGCGUAGUUACGCACUCUAGCAUUUUAAGACUUUUUAUUGUGUGUAGAUUUAUUUUCAUUCUUAAAUAUUAAUAUUCCCUAUCCUUAAAAUAUGCUGCGUAAGACUUUAGUAGAACCUUAUAUUACAUGUUUUAAUAUACAUUAUGUGUCUGUUAUUCAUGUGGAGAUUUCAAUAUUAAAUUUGACAUAAUAAUAUCGACACUUAAAAGGCAAUCCUAUCUAAGGGACAAAUAAGUAUAUCGAAAA